UUUACCAACCAAUCUCAUAUUUUACAACUAGAUUUGUUAGAUUUUCGUUAUGUUCUGAAUAUAUUGGCAUCUGUUCCAGAUUUUAAAUGGAAAAACUGCAAAAUAUUUGUCGCUUGUGUCUCGAUUCCAAUGGAUCUAGCAACAUAUCUGUAACUGAUUCCGAUCUUCAGGCAAAGAUGCAGGUCAUUUUCAAAUUCGAAUUUAUCGAAGAAGAGCGUUUUCCAAAUAGAGUUUGUCUUACAUGCUCGUCUAAAAUCAUGGACUAUCACCAUUUCCAUGAGAUGGUUUGCGCAAAUCAGGCCCAGCUUCUAGCGCUCUCUAACACUGUAAUGCGUACAUCGUCUCCAGAUGAUAUCAAAUUAGAUAUUUCGUUGGACUUUGUCGAGAAAUAUAGUGAUAAAUCGUACAAAUCCGACAGCCCAGCUAUUGAUACCGAUACGACAGUUCUUCAUUCCAUUUCGCCGUCAUUAAAUCCUGGUAUUCAAACAAAUGAUGAAUUGUUAAAGGUAAUGAAAAGGACAAGAAGAAAGAAAAUUAUUCCUUUGCAAGCACUCAACAAAAUUAGUGCAGAAGAAAAAGUGAGAAGAUUGAAAGAAGAAAACAGGAAAAUCAAAGAAUUUUUUACCCUAAACUGCGAAAUUUGCACAGAAUCGUUCGAUUCGUUUGAUAAACUUCAGAGGCAUACUCGAAAAAUUCAUAAAACACAGGGAACUAUAAAAUGUUGCAACAGAAUAUUUUAUAAAAAAUGCAGGAUCUUAGAUCACAUAAAUUCCCACGUGAAUCCAAAUCAAUAUCAUUGCAACAUAUGCAACAAAAACUACAACGAUAAAUACUAUUUGGAUUUACAUCGACUACGAAUGCACAAUACCGGUAAAAAACCGUUCAAGUGUGACAAGUGUGCACAAACAUUCCACAAGGAAUAUCUUCUGAAAGCGCAUCUCAGUACCCAUAUUCAAGUGCAAUGCUCAAUUUGUCACAAGAUCCUAGCAAGUGCUUCGACUCUUCGUACGCACAUGAUUCAUAUGCACAGUGAGGAUUCCAAGCUUAUAUGUGACAGCUGUGGGCAAGCAUUUCGUACGAAGCUGGCUAUGGAGAGGCACAUCAAGAGGCACCUAGGUAUCAAUCCCAUUGAAAGAAUCCAGUGUGACAUAUGCAGCAAAUGGGUUAACGGAAGACCUAACCUAAAGGUUCACAUCAAAACGGUCCAUAGCGAAGAGAAACAAGAGGUCGCAUGCGACCUGUGUCAGCAAAUCUAUCCUAACAUAAGAGCACUCGGCAGCCACAAACGGCGAGUGCAUGUAGAGGAACGGUUUGAGUGUGAAUUUUGCGGGAAGAAAUUCAAACGAAAUAUCUACCUAAAGGAACAUCGUGCUUCACAUACGGGACAAACGCUUUAUUCGUGCGAUGUCUGCGGAAUGUGUACCAACUCGAAUGCGAACCUGUACUCGCACAAGAAAAGUAAACACCCGGAAGAGUGGAUGGCAGCGAAGAAGAAAGCUAUUGCGGUAGCCUACGGACAGUAGAUGUCAUCCGACGGAGACAAUCGUUCGUUUUAAAACUGGCUGGAAGUUGGUAGUUUUAUCUAGCCAUUUAGUUUAAUCUUAGGUUUAAAUAUGAGCUG
Messenger RNA from Malaya genurostris, 1621 nucleotides. Its product is annotated as zinc finger protein 62 homolog. The record is from RefSeq and is a predicted model, not a curated record. Gene Ontology annotation, cellular component: nucleus. Lineage: Eukaryota; Metazoa; Arthropoda; Insecta; Diptera; Culicidae. The transcript has 2 exons. Bases 87 to 1523 code for a protein of 478 amino acids. Gene Ontology annotation, molecular function: DNA-binding transcription factor activity; zinc ion binding.